Molecule: messenger RNA, 2216 nt
Organism: Chenopodium quinoa (quinoa)
Lineage: Eukaryota; Viridiplantae; Streptophyta; Magnoliopsida; Caryophyllales; Amaranthaceae
Product: cysteine-rich receptor-like protein kinase 10
Exons: 2
Coding region: 117-1052 (311 amino acids)
Source: RefSeq, a predicted model, not a curated record
CUUAAAUGUACAAGAUCAACAUGCAUCCUUUUUUGCUUGUUAAAUAUGAUGCUAAGCACCCUAAGACCUGGAAAUAUUAAACACGAACCAACGACCUUUAGAUUUAAACGCGAACCAUGGUUUCAUCACCUUUUCAUGGCUUCCACAUAAUAUGUUGGUUCCUUCUUAUUUUCACUUUCUGUCUUAAAUGUGUUUCUUCAACUACUGAGGCGACUAAGGAGUUUGUGAGAAAUGAUUACAUAUGCGACGAUACCAUGGGCACCUACACCAGUAAUAGUACUUUUAGUUCAAACCUUAAACUUGCAUUUUCCAAUCUCACUACCCUCUCUUCUUCACGCAUCUUCUCCAACGUCACGAUCGGAUCUGAUGAGGCUGACAAAGUCUACGCCCUCUAUGACUGUCGGAAUGAUAUUUCUCUAGAUAAGUGUCACCGCUGCAUUGAGGACGCCAUCGAGAGUAUUCUAGAUCUUUGCAAUGCCCAACCUAAAGAGGCCAUUGUCAUGUAUGAGGAAUGCAUGUUACGCUAUGCAAACCGCAUGAUCUUCUCAACUAUGGAGCUCACCCCAAACUAUACGAAUUGCGACAUGGUCUAUUAUACCAACCGUAAUAUCAAAGAGGCUGUCAAGUCAACCCUCGAAUCACUAGUCGACGAAGCAACCAAGGAAAGUAAAUCAUCGAGUUACUUUGCAUCUAAGCCUAUGAUUCGUAUAGUGGAUAGGUACUUCUACUUUUUGGUGCAGUGUACACCAGAUCUAAGCAGGGUGCAAUGCAAGGAAUGUUUGACGAAUGCUUUAAAUUUCACGGUCGAAUCGUGUGCGAGUGAUAACCGAUUAGGAGGUCAUAUUACGGCGCCAAGUUGCGAAAUGAGAUAUGAAGAUAAACUUUUCUUUAAUGUAUCGUCGUUUAACCAUAAUUAUACUCCGCGUCCAGUGAAGUCCAUGUCUACACUUACUAUGAUUCUCUUAAUAGGUUCUUGUGUUGUACUUGUGGUGUUAGUUAAGAUGUGUUUGCAAAAGAUCUUAAAUUGGUGUAGAGAAAGAACAAGGUUUUGAGUGAAGUCUUAAGUGAGAAGAGGGAUCUUUCAGGGAAGAUCUCAAGAUGCAACUAUUAGAGGGAAUAGUUGUAGGGAGUAUGAGUUCAAUUUGUUGAGGAACUCGAUAGAGGCUCAAGUUCCUCAUAGGUUGUAAUAGAGUAGUUGGCCUAUUUUAAUGGAAUGUUUUGAGUCAAAAUUCCUUGUGGACGAGGUUUUUCACUUUCUAUUAGGCCCAAGAAGUUUUCCUCGUAAAAUCUCUCUUGCACUAUUUCUCUCCUUGCGUUAAGUUUAUUUUAAUCUCGCAAAAAGUACGUGACUAGCAAGCUCAAUACUACAAUUCACUCCCAUCUUGCAGUAUUUCAUCUAAGUAACAGUUCAAGAUUAGAUAAUGAGACUCUUUGUAUCCUGUUCGAAUGCUAGCUUAGCCUGAUCGAUGUGCCAAGCUUCACCUAUGAGUACGUAGAUAAGACGGGUGAUGGAGUUCAACGACGCCUCAUGUCAAUGAUGAAAAGCUUUGUUUUUUUUUUUUUUUCCUCAUCUUUUAAUUUUGUUUAAUGUAAGGAUAUUUUUUGUUUUUUUUAAUCAAUAAAUAAUGUAAUAAUAAUUUAAUACUAAACGUGUUUAAUUUUCUUAAAACAAUUGUGUCGAUUGUGCAAGAAACAACCGACGACAGUGGCACCAUCCUAGUUGUUUGCGCUCUGAAAAUGGUAUAUUUGAGGACUCAUCAAUGUCGUUUUGCUGUAUAUAUAUGAAGGAGGAUAAAGAACGAAGUAUAAAGUAAAAUGUAAAAAAUAUUAUUAUAUUGCUGGCUUGCUAUUACAACUGCAUACACAGCUUGGUCCUCCCACACCAAUAAAGUGUUGGCUCAUUUAAUAAGGUUAUUACAUCAGAUUCUAAAAGUCAGGGGUUUGAACCCUACUAAUAUUUACCAAAGGAGGUUAUUAUUUGGGGGCCGGGUAGAGAUCCUUUACACUUGCCUCUACUUCCUUGUGGCUGGCCUACAAAUAUUGCCAUCAAGGUUGAGGUCUAGUCAGGAACCUCCUUUCUAUAAAAAAUAAAUAAAUAAAAAUUGAUCCUCCAAACAAAGUAUGUGCAAGACUGCAAGUAUGAAAAUUUUAAGGCUGUCAUCAAGUAUGGUUUUCAAGCUUAAAUGAUUAAAUUACAGACUAAAGCAUAUACCCUC